Mesitornis unicolor (brown roatelo) is the source of this 825-nucleotide messenger RNA. RefSeq names its product testis-specific serine/threonine-protein kinase 6-like. NCBI's taxonomy places the organism in Eukaryota, Metazoa, Chordata, Aves, Mesitornithiformes, Mesitornithidae. Gene Ontology annotation, molecular function: protein serine/threonine kinase activity; tau-protein kinase activity; ATP binding. Gene Ontology annotation, cellular component: cytoplasm. Gene Ontology annotation, biological process: intracellular signal transduction; microtubule cytoskeleton organization; protein phosphorylation. The record is from RefSeq and is a predicted model, not a curated record.
AUGCCAAAAAACGACGCAGGAGAGAAGCUGCUUCGUAAGCUGGGCUACAAGUUGGGUCACACAUUAGGGGAGGGCAGCUUCUUCAAGGUGAAAGAGGCCACCUCCAACAAGUACAAGAUCCCCUUAGCCAUCAAGGUGGUGGACCAGCUACGAGCACCCCCAGCCUUCGUUUACAAGUUUCUGCCCCAGGAGCUCUCCAUUGUGCGCAAGAUCCGGCACCCCAACAUCGUGCGCAUCUUUGACGUCAUUGAGGCCUGCAACAGUAAGUUCUACAUCGUGAUGGAGGCAGCAGCCACUGACCUGAUGCAGCUGGUGCAGCAGCUAGGGAAGCUGCCCUGCGUCCCCAAGGCCCGGGACAUCUUUGCACAGGUCGUCAGGGCUGUGCACUACCUGCACAACCGUGACUUGGUGCACCGGGAUCUCAAGUGUGAGAACGUGCUGAUCACCGCUGAUGGCCGCCGGGCCAAACUCAGCGACUUUGGUUUUAGCAAGGAUAACACCUACCCGGACCUGAGCACCACGUUCUGCGGGUCAGCAGCCUACGCUUCCCCGGAGGUGCUGAUGGGCAUCCCCUAUGAUGGCAAGAAGUACGACAUGUGGAGCCUGGGGGUGAUUCUCUACGUGAUGGUGACUGGCUGCAUGCCCUUUGAUGAUACCCAUAUCUGCAGCAUGCUCCAGCAGCAGAAGAGAGGGGUGCUGUACCCAAAGGGGCUGCCUCCACUGCCGGAGCCCUGCCAAGCCCUCAUCACCCAACUGCUCCGGUUCAGCCCACUUGCUCGGCGUGGGGUAGUGGCCAAGAACAGCUGGCUGAAGGGGGACAUCUGA